This is a messenger RNA of Cladophialophora immunda, 1143 nucleotides long. RefSeq lists its product as uncharacterized. The transcript has a single exon. The record is from RefSeq and is a predicted model, not a curated record. Bases 1 to 1143 code for a protein of 380 amino acids. Lineage: Eukaryota; Fungi; Ascomycota; Eurotiomycetes; Chaetothyriales; Herpotrichiellaceae.
AUGGAGUAUCCAAUACGAGAGGAGCCGUCGACAGACGACAACCAUCUCCCUCCUUGCCCAAGUCCUCUCCUCCCUCCCCUGGAAGAAGCCAUGCUCCGAGACAGCAACUCGUGGGUCCAGUCCUUUUCCAACCUCCGAUAUGGAAUCGUCCCCACCAAAAAGCCCGAAGAGGUCAUGGCUUACCAGGGGUUUGCCGAGCACAGCCUAGAAGUUGACCCAGAAAUGACAAGACGCUAUCAGCUCUGUCUGGAGGAACGGAAAGUGCAGUACGUCCGGCAGAAGUUGGAGGAGAAAAAGGCGGAAAUCUUGAGGCGAAGACACGAGGCAGAGCAAGAAGCCGCCCGGCAACACUCAAGACAAAGAGCGAUUCGGGCCCAACAGCAACUGGCUUUCUACAGCAAACAGUACCCCCGCUAUGGGCAACUCUGGCGCCAUGAAGGUUUCUCCGGUGACGAAAAUGUCGCGUUCGCUACUGCAGGAGGAGCAGGCUUUGACGACUCUGGCUCUGACCAGGCGUUGCACCUGGAUGAGAGCAUAAUGAGCUCACCAACCUAUCGCUUUGUGACUCCGAACAAUGCUAUCCAAGAGUCCGGUGGUGCUGCCCCAGCUUUUGCCACAUCCCUCGAAAAUACCACAAAGGAAAUCGAAGAGUAUCUGCAUACGGUGCCUGGGACGGCCAGGACCCGAAGCAACAGAAAGUCGCAUAAUGCAUCUCGGCCACCACCGCACAUGACAGACUGGGCAGGGCAACAAUACUCGGAACUACCACAAACGCCCUCUGCUGGCUUCACUCCUGCUGCAUCAGUUUAUGAAGCAGAUCUCGACCUAGAUAUGAGCCCUGGUAUGCUACUCACAAAGCAGAAUGAACAACACCGCAGUGUUCAAGACGAACCGACUCCUCCCUACCACGCAGACGAUGACGUGAUGUUGCUUGACAUCCGCGAACCAAUAGCGCCACCGGUAAAGUCACCAACAUUGUCCGAUCUGAUUGGAAGCGAGACCCCUUCUGAAGACAACGACGACGAUGCUGAUGGAGACUGGGAUUUUAACCCGAGGAGUCCGUCUCCGGAGCCUCCAACUCACCGCGACGUGAAAGGAUUUGGACAGAGGAAUCGAAGAGCGAGUCGGAAGACAGGGCGUUAA